AUGCUAUGGGAGAAACAUAGGAGGAUUAGAAAGAAGAAUGAGGUAUUAGCUAGUAGAAAGAUUGAGUUUAGGAUAAAAGGUGGACCACUUGUAGACUUCCAAGUAGGAAAUAUCCGAUGCCCUACAAAUGAAUGUGGUGGACUAGAUGUGGUUAUGGAAUACAUUAAUAGAGGACCCGAAUAUUGGCAUGGUGAAGAAGGGAAAAUAAAAGAUGAAUCAUCAGUUGAUUUCUUGAAAAAGACUGGAUGCGAGGAUUUAAUUGGGCAAAAAGAUAUGGAUUCAUAUGUGAUUGUAAGACUUGGUCAAGGGGAGGUGUUGAAUGGAUUGGAUCGGGGGAUUAUUACUAUGAAAAAGAGGGAGUGUGCAUUCUUCACAUUGACUCUUGAGUUGGGCUUUAGAAUGGUAGGGCGUGAUGCUUGUGCAAACAAAUUCUUCGUUCAAUUUAAGGUUGAGCUUGUUUCAUGGAUUACGAUAGUAGAUGUGAGCAAAGAUGGUGGAAUUAUAAAGAAAAUUAUGAGGAAAGAAGAGAAGAAUGAGCCUCACGAUGACUUAUGUGAAGUCUUUGUGAAGUAUUAG
Dovyalis caffra is the source of this 576-nucleotide messenger RNA. NCBI's taxonomy places the organism in Eukaryota, Viridiplantae, Streptophyta, Magnoliopsida, Malpighiales, Salicaceae. The record is from the annotation of a GenBank genome assembly.